Messenger RNA from Doryrhamphus excisus (bluestripe pipefish), 1513 nucleotides. RefSeq names its product dynein light chain Tctex-type 2B (gene dynlt2b). Gene Ontology annotation, molecular function: dynein intermediate chain binding. Lineage: Eukaryota; Metazoa; Chordata; Actinopteri; Syngnathiformes; Syngnathidae. Gene Ontology annotation, biological process: microtubule-based movement. The record is from RefSeq and is a predicted model, not a curated record. Gene Ontology annotation, cellular component: cytoplasm; cytoplasmic dynein complex.
GUGGAAAAAAACUCCUAAAAUGUAUUUCCGGUCUCCAACAGUAACUACUGUGCGUGAGUAUAGAAGUACUCGCUUUUUUGGUCUUUUCUAUGAAACCACUUGCAUUUUGUGGUUGUGCCAUUGACGUGCCAUGGAGGGUUCGGAUACAUAUCUCAUACGACCCAACUAUCAGCGCAAAUUCAAGCCUGCUGUUGUGAAGGAAUGCAUACACGAAAUAGUGAAGAAGCGCCUGGCCGAGGCGGAGUACGACCCAGAAGAAGCGUCAGAGCUUACCAGCAGUUUGGCAGACUGCAUUAAGGACAAAGUCAAGAGUUUGGGCUUUGACAGAUACAAGUUGGUUGUGCAGGUAACCAUUGGAGAACAGCGUGGGCAAGGAGUCAAGAUGUCUUCAAGGUGUUUAUGGGAUGCCGAUACAGACAACUACGCAGAAGAUGUUUUCAUGAAUGACUCCUUGUUCUGUGCUGUGGCGGUUUUUGGAAGCUAUUUCUACUAAGGAGCAAGGAGGCAGAGGGCAGGUGGAAACAACCAUUUUGAUUAUGUGUAGCCAUUUAUAGGGCAACUUAAUAUGGAAGCCUCUCUAUAAAGCAUUUUUUACACCCCUUUGAUUCUUCCAAACCAAUCAGCACAGAAAGGUAAAAAAAAAAGAAUGUAAUUGUCAUUGAUAUGUUAAUGAUUCAAACUAAAAAUGUACAGCCAUUGCUGCUGAGGUUGGAUGCAGUAAGGGUCAUUUGAAACAUCUUCAAAGAUCCCGAGGGUUAUGAAACAAAAAAGUCGAGUUGGAGACCCCAAAAAAAUCACUGACCCUGAGCAGCAGGAUCCAAUUGGCUGUCUGUUAAGACACGGGACCAUCCUCAACCCAAAUGAAUGUUGAUACUGGUGCCGAGUGCAGGCCAAUACCCAUCAGACGGCAUCUACAAGGGAAGGGUUUGAAGAACAAACAAACGUCUUCUAGGUCCUUUUCUCCCAUUACACAAAGUUACCCGUUUGGAAUUUGCAUGGAACAUUGAAAGGUGGAAGAAAGUUUUAUUGUCCCUUGAUGGCCAUGAUGGCUUCCAACGUUGCUGAUGUGGCAAGGAGAUCCCACCACCUGAGAUGUUCGCCAUAAAGUCACAGUGGAGGAGGCGCCGUCAUGAUCUGGGCAGCUUUUUACUUGCAAUGGAACUUCAGGUUGUGCCCGGGCGUCAAACGGCAGAUGCCAAUGUGGCGAUGUUGCAGGUGGCAUACCACAUGACUGAAGGCCCUCGUCUGUGUGGACUUCUUGCAGAAGACUAACCUCCUUCUUUUAGCGAUGCAUGGCAAGGGAUGUUCCAGACAGUGGAUGCCCUCCAUCUGAACCACUUGGAGCCACAUUUUCAUGAGCCUUCUGGAAACACUGGCAUUAAGAUGCCCAGACCAGUUUUUCAGGUGAUGAACAAGAACGGUACUGCUACUCAUUACUUUUAUAUCUAUUUGGGGGGGGUUACAGCUUUUUCUCAAGCUAUGGUUCUAAACGUUUCAUCAGCUGAUACAAUAA